UCGCUCAGGUAGACUGGACGGACCGCGGAAAGUCUUCUCUCCAGACCUGCAGUCCACCUCGAGUCAUGGCGGUGAACGGCACGGCGCACAUCCUGAGCUCUGCCUACCUGGCAGCAGAGUAUGUAGAUGCGGUGCUGCCAGAAAACCCCUUCCAGCCCUCGCUGAAACACGCCUGGGGCUACAUGCUGGACAACUACACCAAGUUCCAGAUUGCCACCUGGGGGUCGCUCAUUGUCCACGAGUUCAUCUACUUCCUGUUCUGCCUGCCUGGUUUCCUCUUCCAGUUCAUGCCCUUCAUGCAGAAAUACAAGAUCCAGCAGGACAAGCCAGAGACCUGGGAGAAACAGUGGAGAUGUUUCAAGAUGCUGCUCUUUAACCACUUCUGUAUCCAGCUGCCGUUGAUCUGUGGGACUUACUACUUCACCGAAUUCUUCAACAUCCCCUACGACUGGGACUCCAUGCCGCGCUGGCCGUACGUCCUGGCUCAGUGCUUCGGCUGUGCUGUUGUUGAAGACACAUGGCACUACUUCCUCCAUCGCCUGCUGCAUCACCGCAGGAUCUACAAGUACAUCCACAAAGUCCACCAUGAGUUCACCGCUCCGUUCGGCAUGCAGGCAGAAUACGCUCAUCCCGCUGAGACUCUCAUCCUGGGAGCUGGUUUCUUCAUCGGCAUCAUGAUCUUCUGUAACCAUGUCUUCUUCCUGUGGGCCUGGGUGUCCUUCCGCCUGCUGGAGACCAUCGAUGUCCACAGUGGCUACGACAUCCCUUUGAACCCGCUCCACCUGAUCCCGUUCUACGCCGGCACACGUUUCCACGACUUCCACCACAUGAACUUCGUCGGGAAUUACGCCUCCACCUUCACCUGGUGGGACAAGCUGCUGAAGACGGACAGUCAGUACAACAAGUACAUGCAGAAACAGGAUGACAAGAAAGAGCAGUAAACCACUCUGAACCUCCAUUCUCACCUGGUCUGUCAGGAGGAGGGACGAGGCAGCAAGCUGUACACACACACACACACACACACAGAACUGCUUUUCCUCACACACACACUAAAAGUGUGCUUUAAACAAAUCAACGCUGCUGUGGGUUUUAUUCUAAAUCGGACUGCGUGUUGACUUCAGUCCACCUUCUGUGCCUUUCUGCAAAAGAGGUAUUUUUGUCUGCUUCUGUCAACAGCUGCUGGCUAAAUAAAAACCAUCGACAUCCUCAUUUUGAUCUGUUGCUUUGCUUCGUCACUGACUGAGAAAAAAAGUUUGUAACUUUCUUGUGAAAUGCUUCCGUAUACCUCUAAAUGUCUGAGCACUUUAGCGCUUCCUCUUGAGUUAAACUGAGUCAGAGUGACGUUGUGUUUUAGCUGCAGUACAGUGGAAACUGUGCACGGCUGCAUGUUUGAUGAAAAUCCAUGUACAUUUUUUUAAUGAAAAAGGGGACCGGCUCAUAUGGCACUUUUAGGUUUUUAAAGCCUAUUUUGUAACUGUACAAAUAAAUAAAUGCUGUUUUGAUUUCACAAAAAGAAA
This is a messenger RNA of Plectropomus leopardus (leopard coralgrouper), 1517 nucleotides long. RefSeq names its product methylsterol monooxygenase 1 (gene msmo1). Gene Ontology annotation, biological process: lipid biosynthetic process. The record is from RefSeq and is a predicted model, not a curated record. NCBI's taxonomy places the organism in Eukaryota, Metazoa, Chordata, Actinopteri, Perciformes, Serranidae. Gene Ontology annotation, molecular function: iron ion binding; oxidoreductase activity.